AUGUUGAACAACACCAGUUCUGACUUUGACUUGAUCAUUCGCCAGCAGCCCAAUAGGGCCCGCGUGGCGGGGGGCAAGGAAAAAGAGCGCAAACCUAUCGAUCCGCCCCCGAUCGUCCAGCUCCGGGUGCGAGAAGAGAACACCUACCUCGCACAGCAUUACCUGCAAAGCCCUUACUAUUUCAUGUGCUGCAGUCUGUACGAUGCAACAGAAGAGCGUCCUGUACCCGUCGCACCAUCAACUGCGUUAGCAGGAACCCUAGUUUCGUCCCUUCACCGGUUGAAGGACGUGGACAACAGCGAUGGUGGAUUUUUUGUCUUUGGAGAUCUCUCCGUGAAGAUUGAGGGCGAAUUUCGCCUGAAGUUUACCUUGUUCGAGAUGCGAAAGGACCGUGUCUCCUAUUUGAAGACCGUUAUCUCAGAGCGGUUCACAGUCUCCCCUCCUAAGAGUUUCCCCGGGAUGAUGGAGUCAACCCACCUUUCGCGAUCAUUUGCGGAUCAAGGUGUGAAAUUGCGCAUCCGGAAGGAACCUCGGACGAUGUUGAAACGAUCCACACGACCGGACGAGUUCCAUCAACCAGUCGCCACUCGAUCUCCAGAACGCCAGGCGGUGCAGAUUCCUCCAUCCUCUAGCUAUGGAGGCUAUCCGCCGGCGGCGCGAGAUUAUGGGUACUACGGUCAGCAGCCGCCGGUCAAGCGUCAUCGUACUUCGAUCGACUAUGGCAGACAGCAGGGCCUCUAUGAUGUGGAUGGUCGAAUGGCCCGUCAAAUGGAUCCAUAUGGCCAGCCAACAGCUGCCAUGUACGCUGGUCAGCCAGCAGCCUAUCAAACGCCUGCCGCCAUGCAGACUUACAACACAGGGCAGGUGGUGCCUGAUUACACGGCGAUGUACCCUGGCAUGCAAGCAUCAGCGGGCAUGCAAGCAUCGGCUCCCAUGGCCCAGAUCCCCGAUCCUACCGGUCAAAGCCGAUCCAGCCAGCAGCAGCAGGCCGCUGUGGGACAACUGAUGGCGAUGAACCAGCCUGGCACUCCUACUCCGGAUUCGACUGGAGCCAUGAUGGCUCAGGGAUAUGCCCGUUCCGGAUACCCUCCUAGCUCGACUAUACUUCCUCCUCUACAGCGGAAUCGCGACUAUCCCCAAGGAACUAAUGGAUCCGCGCGAGCUUAUUUCGACCAAACUCCUCAGGCGAAUACCCCUAUUCUUCCAUCUCAAAUGGUCAACGAAGGCGAUCGAUUUGGCUCCGUGGCCGGCCCAACAACCUUUGAUCACCCCGAUUCCCCGAAUGGAACGCCACAAUGA
Molecule: messenger RNA, 1299 nt
Organism: Penicillium egyptiacum
Lineage: Eukaryota; Fungi; Ascomycota; Eurotiomycetes; Eurotiales; Aspergillaceae
Source: the annotation of a GenBank genome assembly